Molecule: messenger RNA, 1422 nt
Organism: Penicillium salamii
Lineage: Eukaryota; Fungi; Ascomycota; Eurotiomycetes; Eurotiales; Aspergillaceae
Source: the annotation of a GenBank genome assembly
AUGGUGAACGGGACUGCCGUGUUGGAGCCCACUUUCACCGGCUAUGUCGCAACCACCCAAGAUGCGCUGCUACUCUUCGAGGCAUGUCUGACCGGCGUGCUACAUCAUGUUCCGCGCAGACCUCACGACCGGGAACGCAGCCAUCUGGUGCGCAGUGGGAGCGUCUUUAUCUACGAGGAGAACUCCUCCGGGAUCAAGCGGUGGACCGAUGGAGUCACCUGGAGUCCGAGUCGCAUCUUGGGCAACUUCCUCGUCUAUCGGGAGCUGGAUAAGCCAUUCCCACCAGGCGAGAAGAAGCGCGCCAUGAAGAAGGCCACGAGACGGCCCAUGCCCGCCGGCAGGCCCGGGGAGCCUUAUGCGCGACACGAUAGUCAGAGCUACUCACCCACUUCGCCCAGUCAAGCGUUUCCAGACCGUCCCCAGUCCGAGCUGGAGCGCGCCUUGGUAGGGUCACUGGUGGAUUCGUACGGGUUCAAGGAUUCCGGGCUGGUCAAGAAGACAAUGAGUGUGACAGUUCUGGGUAUUACGCACCAUUUGGUCUCAUACUACAGCGUCGACGACGUGAUCCGCGGAGUGCUCAGUCCGCCCUCCGUGGUCGAGAAUCUACGCUACAUUCGUCCGCGCACAGAACUCACUCAAAAGCAAAGCUUCCGGUCUCCCAUCGACGAACUCGAAGCCACCAACGCCGUCGAAAACCAAGAGCCUUCCCACGCCGCGCUCUACGGGUAUCGCCCCCAGAUGAUGGCACCUCCAAGUUACCCCAUGCAGACUCCCACAAAUGAUUUCUACAUGCACCCCAGCCCUUACGCCGCCACCCACGCCACCCAGCCCGGUCCCAUCCCGGGCUACUCGAUGGGCGCCCCGAUGGGUGGCCAACCAGCACCAAACCCAUACUUACCCUCGCCCGCAUCCGCCAUCCCACACAAGGACGACUACCACAGCAUUCCACCCAAGCAGGAAGAUUACCACGCGUUCCGCGCGGGGCCCUACGGUGGCAGCAUGGACUCGAUGAGUGCGCACAGCAUGUCUUCCUCAAUCCCAGGCAUGAACACGGGACUUCCAGGAUCUCUGGAUCGCAACCGCUCCACCUCCGAUCACAGCAGCACCGCCUACCGCAACUCAUCCAUUUCCUCCCGCAGCCAAGCCACGGACGCCACUUCCCCAAUGGACCCUUCAACGCCAGGCAACUACUCCCGUGGCAGCUUCAGCAUUCCCGGCCAAUUGGACAGCCAGCAUCCCCUUGAGCGUAACAUGCCGCUCGAUCCGAGCGUGCCGCGCCGCGAGUCAAACCCCAUCCACCCGUACUACGCUCCGGAUCGUUCACAGUACUACGUUCCUGCGCCGUACACGGCUACACAACCCAUGUCGACGUGGACGACUACUGCCGCUACUCAACCGCAGAUGGCGCAGCCGCAAAUCUGA